AUGAUUUAUUCUCCACCUCGUCAAGCGAAUUUUUUUAUGAUAUUCUCUCAUGGAAAUGGUUGUGAUAUUGGUACUAUGGAUACAUUCAUGAAAAUUUUAUCUGACGAACUUAAUACUCAUAUACUUAUUUUUGAAUAUCCUUCCUAUGGAUUAUGUCAAGGAUCAGUCGAUAUAAAUAAAACAACAGUUAAUAAUCAUGCUGAACGUGCGUAUUCAUUUGUUCAUGAAACACUUCAUUGGCCAACUGAUAAAAUUCUUAUGUAUGGUCAUUCAAUUGGAACUGGACCAGCAUGUCAUAUUGCAUCAACAAAACCUAUUGGUGGACUUAUUCUUCAAUCACCAUAUACAUCAAUUCAAAAUGUUAUUACAGGACUAAUUGGUUUUCCAGGAUAUUUAUUUGGUAAUUCAUAUUGGAAUAAUCUUGAAACAAUGAAAUAUAUUAAUUGUCCAACAUUAUUUAUACAUGGUGAACGUGAUGGUUUAAUUCCAUCAGAACAUUCAAAAACAUUAUAUAAUUCAUUAGGUCAUAUUGAAAACAAACAAAUAAUCUUACUUCCAGAUGAUGAUCAUAAUUCGAUAUCAUAUACAAUGUCUUCAUCAUGUGUAAAAUCAUUUCUCAAACAAUUUUUUCCACCGUCAAAUCAAUUAUUACCUGAAAUAAAUAUAGAUCCUGAAUUCCGAGUACCACCAGAAACAAUACAAACUUCAUCAUCUAUAUUCUCCUAUAAUCCAUUCACAUCUCUAUUCAAUCUUUCCACAGUAUCAAUCAAUGCUACACAAUCUGUAUACAAUUCUAUGUUUUCAAAUCAAUACAACAAUCAAUAA
Molecule: messenger RNA, 825 nt
Organism: Rotaria sp. Silwood2
Lineage: Eukaryota; Metazoa; Rotifera; Eurotatoria; Philodinida; Philodinidae
Source: the annotation of a GenBank genome assembly